Molecule: messenger RNA, 555 nt
Organism: Metarhizium brunneum ARSEF 3297
Lineage: Eukaryota; Fungi; Ascomycota; Sordariomycetes; Hypocreales; Clavicipitaceae
Source: RefSeq, a predicted model, not a curated record
AUGGGUGCGGGCAUGUCAUGGCUGUCCAACUUGCUUUGGGCGAAGAAGGAGAUUAGAAUAUUGAUCCUGGGGCUUGAUAAUGCCGGCAAAACGACGUUGCUUUACAGGCUAAAGAUAUCCGAAAAGAUUGGCGAGGUCGUCACUACGAUACCCACAAUCGGCUUCAACGUCGAGUCGGUGACAUACAGAAACUUAAACUUUAACGUCUGGGAUCUCGGUGGCCAGACAAGCAUUCGACCGUACUGGCGAUGUUACUACGCCAACACAGCAGCCGUCAUCUUCGUUGUCGACUCUACUGAUAUCGAGCGAUUACAAACCGCAGCCGAGGAACUUGCCGCAAUGCUCAACGAGGAAGAGCUCAAAGACGCGGCGUUGUUAGUCUUUGCCAACAAACAGGAUCAGCCCGGCGCAAAGGGCGCGGGCGAGAUUUCGGAAGCGCUGCGCCUGGGUGAGCUGCGCGACCGGAACUGGAGUAUCAUGGCGUGCUCUGCUGUUGAUGGAAGCGGUAUCAAUGAAGGCAUGGACUGGCUGGUCCAAACGGUUAACCAGGAAUAA